AUGUCAUACAACCAAACAUCAAGUUACAGCUCUUCGGUUGGAAUUGCCGUUGGUGUGUUUUCAGUGAUCGGUAGUAUUUGCUGUUGCUGUGGAAUUUUUGUCAUAAUUGUCUGCAUAAUCAAACACAUUAGUCGGCCAACUCAUGUAACGCCAAACUAUCCAGUUCAAUAUCGGUAUCCACCAUAUACAAACACUGUGUCAAACAAUUUACCACCACCAUAUCCAAACGCUGUGUCAAACAAUUUACCACCACUAUAUCCACACGCUGCGCCAAACAAGUUACCACCACUAUAUCCAAACGAUGCGUCAAACAGUUUACCACCACUAUAUCCAAACGAUGCGUCAAACAAUUUACCACCACUAUAUACAACAACUAAUCCACCUGAUUAUUUUAGUGUUGCACAGUUGGAUCCGGAAUUUACCAAAACAGAAGUAUCCUAA
Molecule: messenger RNA, 441 nt
Organism: Rotaria socialis
Lineage: Eukaryota; Metazoa; Rotifera; Eurotatoria; Philodinida; Philodinidae
Source: the annotation of a GenBank genome assembly